This is a messenger RNA of Ostreococcus lucimarinus CCE9901, 1140 nucleotides long. RefSeq lists its product with no specific name. Bases 1 to 1125 code for a protein of 374 amino acids. Lineage: Eukaryota; Viridiplantae; Chlorophyta; Mamiellophyceae; Mamiellales; Bathycoccaceae. The transcript has 2 exons. The record is from RefSeq and is a predicted model, not a curated record.
AUGUCGCGCGCGCGGUCGCGCGGUCGACGCGCGCUCGCGCUCGCGCUCGCGUGCGCGUGCGCGUGCCUCGCGUCGCGCGUCGCGCGCGCGCGCGCGUUCGACGACGCGUGGUUGGACGCGGUGGAGGACGACGUCGUCGACGAGCCGCGGGGCGAUUUUGAAUUCGAAGGCGCGACGCACGACGCGGCGACGACGCUCGAGGACGAGGACGACGACGCGCGCGACGCGUUCGAGGACGACGCGGCGGCGGUGAUGCGGGAGCUCGCGGCGGCGGCGGCGGCGGCGGACGCGCUCGAGGACGAGGACGAGGGAAGGGAAGGCGCCGCGGUCGAGAGCGACGGCGCGACGGAGGUCGAGGACGCGGACGCGAGUGAAGACGCGCCCGAGGCGGCGGCGGCGGCGGCGGCGGACGAUUCGAACGACGUCGAAGCCUCGGCGGUGGAUUGGGUCGAAACGAUCGAAACGGUCGAAACGGUCGAGGAAGAGGAAACGCCCGCGGCGGCGGUUGAAGUCGUCGAGACCGCGGACGAAGACGCGUCCGUCGAGGACUGGGCCGCGGCGGCGCCCACGGCGGCGUCCACGGCGGAGCCGACGGAGGCCGAGCCGACGGACGAGACCGCCGCCGACGUCGAAGGUGCGAUGGAACUCGUCGAAGACGCCGACGAAGACGCGGACGAUAGCAAUGAAGGUUUCAUCGGAGGUUUAUUUUCACGCUUCGGUGGGAAGAAGGACGCGCGCAAAGUCGAAGUCGAGGAGGAAGCGCGAGACGAAGCGAUCGACAUCGCCGAAGCCGUCGACGAACUCCCACCGGUGCCUGACGUUCGCGAACCAGAACCGGAACCGUCGCCCGAGCCGCGUGCGAUCGAACCGGUCGUGGAAUCAGAACCAGAGCCCGAACGAAUCGCCGAACUGGAGCCUGAACCCGUCGUCCAAGUAGAAGUCGCGCCGCCGAAAUCCGAAGAACGCGAAGACACCGAACGUCGUCGCUUGCUCGAAGCGCCUCAGGCGCAACAGCAACAGAUCGAAGAGCCGCCCCCGCCGAAACCGGAAAUCGUGUAUGUGGGCGGGUACUACAAGAGGAGUAAUCCUUGGGCAAAAGGUCCGCGCGUAAAAGUCGUCGACUAACGUCGAGUUUACAUC